CGAUCUCUCUGCAUUUGUGCACUUUUUUCUGAAGAGAAGAGCAGAGAAGAGAAAAGAAAAUAAAUUUACAUAGAUGGGUUUGGUCGUGGUGAUCUCUCUGCCUUUGAUUCUGUUCUGCCUCAUGCUUGGCUUCGGCUGCUACUUUCUGGGAAAGGCCAGAGGAAGGCAAGAUCUGCGCACCAAUGCUCAGGUCUACGGCAUGCCGACACCACCAACCGGCUGCCCUGCGGCUGCUGCUGCUGCGCCCGCAGCAUUCCCUUCCAAACCAGACUACUCUGCCAAUGUUUGAUUUGCAGGGUAGCUUUUAUUUACUUAACAGAUUCAUUGAUUCUUUCUGCCAUAUGUUUAAUCAAAUCAGUGUCUUGUGUGUCAAGGGGUUGUUGAAAUUUUAGUGGAGAAUGUAUAUAUUUGGGUUUGUAAUGUGUGAUGAAUUGAUGAUAAGGUUGAUGAUGAUAUAUAAUUGGAUUUU
Malania oleifera is the source of this 469-nucleotide messenger RNA. RefSeq lists its product as uncharacterized. NCBI's taxonomy places the organism in Eukaryota, Viridiplantae, Streptophyta, Magnoliopsida, Santalales, Ximeniaceae. Bases 74 to 289 code for a protein of 71 amino acids. The record is from RefSeq and is a predicted model, not a curated record. The transcript has a single exon.